UUUCCCCCUUUGUGUUACACGACCGGAUUUCUACACGAACCGGAAGUCAAGUGCCUGUUAAACUUUUGUGUACGCGCGUUGCAGCAGCUAAAGACAUGAAGCUUUAAUCUGUUUUUACAGAUUUAUCAGAUUUAUUAAAAUAAAAAUGGCGGCUAAACGUAAAACUGACGUCACUGUUCCUGCUGAGGAGAGUGAUCAGCUCCUGAUCCGUCCGCUGGGAGCAGGACAGGAGGUGGGGCGGUCCUGCAUCAUCCUGGAGUUCAAAGGAAGAAAGAUCAUGCUGGACUGUGGGAUCCAUCCGGGUCUGGAGGGCAUGGACGCUCUGCCGUACAUCGACCUGAUCGAUCCAGCAGAGAUCGACCUGCUGCUCAUCAGCCACUUCCACCUGGAUCACUGUGGAGCUCUGCCCUGGUUCCUGCAGAAGACCAGCUUUAAAGGACGCACCUUCAUGACGCACGCCACCAAGGCCAUCUACCGCUGGCUGCUGUCCGACUACGUCAAAGUCAGUAACAUCUCAGCUGACGACAUGCUGUACACCGAGACGGACCUGGAGGAGAGCAUGGAGAAGAUCGAGACCAUCAACUUCCACGAGGUGAAGGAGGUGGCCGGCAUCAAGUUCUGGUGUUACCACGCCGGGCACGUCCUCGGAGCCGCCAUGUUCAUGAUCGAGAUCGCCGGAGUCAAGUUGUUGUACACAGGAGACUUCUCUCGUCAGGAGGACAGACAUCUGAUGGCGGCAGAGAUCCCGAGCGUCAAACCGGACAUCCUCAUCACCGAGUCCACGUACGGGACGCACAUCCACGAGAAGCGAGAGGAGAGGGAGGCUCGAUUCUGCAACACGGUCCACGACAUCGUGAACAGGGAGGGUCGCUGUCUGAUCCCCGUGUUCGCUCUGGGACGAGCUCAGGAGCUGCUGCUCAUCCUCGACGAGUACUGGCAGAACCAUCCAGAGCUCCACGACAUCCCCAUCUACUACGCCUCAUCUCUGGCCAGGAAGUGCAUGGCCGUCUACCAGACCUACAUCAACGCCAUGAACGACAAGAUCCGCAAGGCCAUCAACAUCAACAACCCCUUCGUCUUUAAGCACAUCAGCAACCUCAAGAGCAUGGAUCACUUUGACGACAUCGGGCCCAGCGUGGUGAUGGCGUCCCCGGGUAUGAUGCAGAGCGGUCUGUCCAGAGAGCUGUUUGAGAGCUGGUGCACCGACAAGAGGAACGGAGUCAUCAUCGCCGGAUACUGUGUGGAGGGGACGCUCGCCAAGUGGCCUCACAAACCCUGCAGGCUGUCCCUCAGUGCAGCUCAGGGUCUCAGGGGGUCUGAGGCGUCCCCCGGCCUGGCCCCCCCUGCAGCUCACCGGUUGGUCUAA
Notolabrus celidotus (New Zealand spotty) is the source of this 1366-nucleotide messenger RNA. RefSeq names its product cleavage and polyadenylation specificity factor subunit 3-like. The transcript has 10 exons. Gene Ontology annotation, biological process: mRNA 3'-end processing by stem-loop binding and cleavage. Gene Ontology annotation, molecular function: RNA endonuclease activity; RNA binding; 5'-3' exonuclease activity. The coding region runs from base 146 to 1366 and encodes 406 amino acids. The record is from RefSeq and is a predicted model, not a curated record. Gene Ontology annotation, cellular component: mRNA cleavage and polyadenylation specificity factor complex. NCBI's taxonomy places the organism in Eukaryota, Metazoa, Chordata, Actinopteri, Labriformes, Labridae.